AUGGCCCCAACUAUUCACCCAUUCGAUUCCGUUAAGGACUAUGAAAUUAGAUUGGCCUCUAAAUUGGUCAAGGAUGCUUAUCCAGCAUCUGCCAAUGUGAACUUUGUUCAAAUUGAUAAAGUGGAUCCUCCAAAGCAAGACAUGAAGAAAUUCUUAGCUAUUGAAAAAGCUGGUGGUGCUUUACCAACCAUUUCUCGUGUUUUAUAUGCUUAUUAUUACACCAAUACUUUUACCUUCAACAAGGCUUUAGUUAACGUUACUUCAGGUCACAUUAUUACCAAGGAACAAUUGGAAAAUGGUGUUCAAGGUCCUUUGUUACCUGAUGAUGUUGGCAGAUGGGAAGAAAUUUGUAUUGCUCAUCCUUUGAUUAAAGCUGAAAUUGAAAAAUUGAAGUUACCCCCAGGUUAUGUUGUUCGUACCGAUCCUUGGAUUUAUGCUACUGAUGAUCCAAAUGAAAGAAGAGGUUUGGUUCAAUUCUACAUGUACCUUUGUGCUUCCAACGGUCAUGCUGAAUCUAACCAUUACUCUUUACCAUUAAAAUUCUCCCCAGUCUUUGAAACAAGAUCUGCUGAAUUUGUUCGUAUGGAUUACUUACCUGGUGGAUUUGAUGAGACCGUUACUCCAACCUUACCAUGGCAACAAGUUCCAUGUGUUGAAUAUCACCCAGAAUUGAAUGGUGAAACUGUCAUGAGAGAUCCAAAGCCACUUUUGAUCUCUCAACCAGAAGGUCCAUCUUUCACUGUUGAAGGUUCCAAGGUUAAAUGGUUAGGCUGGGAAUUCAGAGUCGCCACCACCGCCAGAGAAGGUUUUGCUGUUUAUGAUGUUUGGUUCAAGGGUAGACAAGUAUUCUACAGAAUCUCAUUAUCUGAAAUGACCGUUCCUUAUGGUGAUCCACGUGCUCCUUACCACAGAAAGCAAGCCUUUGAUUUGGGUGACUGUGGUUUCGGUACCAACGGUAACAAGUUGGGACUUGGUUGUGACUGUUUGGGUACCAUUCACUACUUAGAUGGUAUGUCUGUUCACUCCAAUGGUGAACCUUAUGUCAUUCCAAAUACCGUCUGUAUGCAUGAACAAGACAACGGUAUCUUAUACAAGCAUGUCAACUAUAGAACAGAUGUUGCCGUUGUUGCCAGAAAGAGAGAAUUUGUUGUUCAAACCAUCGCCACUGUCGCCAACUACGAAUACAUUAUCAACUUGAAGUUCUGUAACGAUGGUCUUAUUGACAUUGAAACCAGAGCCACUGGUAUUCUUUCUACCAUGCCAAUUGACGAAAACGUCACUGUUCCAUGGGGUACCAUUGUUGGUCCAAAUGUUAUGGCUGCUUACCAUCAACACAUCUUAUCCUUCAGAAUUGACCCUGCUAUUGAUGGCCACAAGAACUCUGUUGUCUAUGAUGAUGUUGAAAUGUUGCCAAAGAGUAAGUUGAACCCUUACGGGAUUGGUUUCGUCACAAAGAGAAACUUUGUUGAAAGAUCCGGUUACAUUGACCAAGCUCCAUUUGCCAACAGAACCUACAAGAUCAUCAACGAAAAUAAGAUCAACCCUAUUUCCAAGUCCCCAGUUGGUUUCAAGGUUAUGAUGCCUGCCAGACAAAUGAUCUUGGCCGACAAGGAUUCCUUCAACGUCAAGAGAGCUGCAUUUGCCACUCAACAAGUUUGGGUCACCAAGUACAGAGAUCACCAAUUGUUUGCUGCUGGUGAAUUCACUAACCAAUCCCAAAAGGAUACCGGUUUAGGUGUUUGGGCUGAUGGUAAGGAUGAAGUUAGAAAUGAAGAUAUUGUUGUCUGGGCCACCUUGGGUUUCACUCACAUUCCUCGUGUUGAAGACUUCCCUGUCAUGCCUGUUGAAACUCACAACAUUCACUUGCAACCAGCUAACUUCUUUGACAAGAAUCCAGCUUUGGACUACCCUCAAUCCAACCAAUCAUUCAACAAGUCUGUGUUGUACAAUGGUCAAGCUGAAGAAAAGGCCUGUUGCAAGACCAACUUAUAA
Molecule: messenger RNA, 1992 nt
Organism: Lizanozyma spartinae
Lineage: Eukaryota; Fungi; Ascomycota; Pichiomycetes; Serinales; Debaryomycetaceae
Gene: AMO2
Product: Amo2p
Exons: 1
Coding region: 1-1992 (663 amino acids)
Biological process (GO): amine metabolic process
Molecular function (GO): copper ion binding; quinone binding; primary methylamine oxidase activity
Source: RefSeq, a predicted model, not a curated record